GUCUAGAACUGCAACACCCGGAAGUAACCAUCAACAGUGUUUUGUGCUGCAGAAACGACGGAUGCUACAAAGCAGAAAGGCAUUGAAAUCCCCGAAACAGGUGAAAAGAUGGACGGCAAGAAAGAAGUUGUGGACCGCUUACGUCUGGCUUUCCGUUCCGGCAUUACAAUAUCUGAGGACUUUCGUUAUGAUCAGCUUUCUAAGCUAAGGGCCAUGAUCCAUGAUAACGAGGAGGAUAUUUUGAAUAUAUUGCACAAGGAUUUUGGCAAGCCCAAAUUUGAGGCCAGUCUGUCUGAGAUUGAUAUGGUGAUUAAUGAACUAGACUACGCCACCAUGAACCUUCAAGGAUGGAUGGAGCCAGAGUACAUCAGCACGAAUCUUGCCACAAAGUUUGAUAACUGUUUUGUACGAAGAGAACCAUUAGGAGUGGUGCUUAUCAUUGGGGCAUGGAAUUACCCCCUUCAGCUAGUUUUAUCACCCAUGGUUGCAGCCAUUGCAGCAGGAAAUUGUGUGAUCAUCAAGCCCUCUGAAGUCAGUGCUGCUGCAGACCGGCUGAUAGCAGAGCUCAUCCCCAAAUACCUGUCACAGGACUGUUAUGCAGUUGUCAGCGGUGGAGCAGAGGAGACCAAGGCACUUCUGCAAAAUCGCUUUGACCACAUUUUCUACACAGGUUCUCAAAUUGUGGCUCGCAGCAUCUUACAGGCAGCCUCAGUUCACUUGACCCCAGUAACAUUGGAGCUGGGUGGCAAAUGUCCAUGCUUGAUUUAUGGAUCAGUGACUACUGAAUAUGCUGCACGCCGCUUAAUAUGGGCCAAGUUCUUCAAUGCAGGACAGAGCUGUGUUGCACCAGACUAUGUAUUGUGCUCCAAGGCCACAUACGAUGCUCUUCUUCCUGCCUUGUCUGAGAUCCUGAAAGAAUUCUAUGGCGAGGAUCCUCAGAAAUCUCCAGAUUUGUGCCGUAUUGUGUCACAGCAACACUGGACUCGUCUGACAGAACUCCUGAAGAAGUCCAACGGGACGGUAGUCAUCGGAGGUGAAAGUGACCAACAGGACAAAUACAUUGCUCCGACAGUGGUUCAUGUAGCUGAAGAUGACGCACUCAUGAAAGAGGAGAUCUUUGGCCCAAUUCUUGCUAUUCUAACUGUCGAGUCUAUGGAAAAAGCCAUUGACAUUGUCAAUCAGAUGGAGAAGCCAUUGGCCCUCUACGUUUUCUCUAACGAAGACUUUGUCACAAACACAGUGAUGGAGAAAACAACCAGUGGAGGAUUCUGCUCGAAUGACGGGAUUCUCCACAUGACACUACCGGGACUACCAUUUGGAGGUGUAGGGGCCAGCGGCUGGGGCUCUUACCAUGGUCGCUGGGGUUUUGAGACCUUUAGCCACCGACGAGGUUGCAUGAUGCGUGGUUGGGCUUUGGAAAAACUAAAUGGCUUACGCUACCCACCCUACAAUGAUAAUAAACUGAGCUGGCUGCGCUGGACUGCCUCAGUUAAGAGAACUUGCCUACUCAUGUGACAGCAGACAGUGGAUGUUCGGGUAAAAAACAUUCUAUGGCAAUAUGGUGAGAUCAACAUUAAUUUUUUUUGGGGUCCAUCUAGCAACAUUAAAUUACUUUGUGGUGUUAUUCAGUUUUCAAAUGGUGAAAAUAAUCUCUUGGACCUGUUGUUGAUUAUAUGCUUUUCUUAUGCUUAUGUACAGAUACUCUAUAUUUCCCUAAUCAACACUAUUUCAAUGUGUUCUUCAUUCUGUUUGUGUUUUAAGAUUUUUUUAGGUCCCUAUUGUUUUUGUAAGAAUUAUUCUUAAUAUUUCUUUGUAAAGGAUCACAUUUUAGACAUCCUAAACAAAACUACAAACUUUGCACACUCAUUUUAAAGUUGUUCUCAAGGAUUAAAACAAAAUGGCUCUGCACAUAGUGUGAACAAUCAAAAACAAAUCUCAGUAUGUUUGAUCUUGACCUACAAAAACAGAAGAGUUAUACAUUUUAGAAUGCCAAAUUUUGCACAUUUACAUUUGCACCCUUGUCCUGGACAAUUCAUCUGAUGGACUUGUCAAGCAAUGUCAAGUUGCUGUACCCACCACCCCGAACGUAUACGCAGAAGAUGGAUGGAAAAAUACAAAAUAAGACAAACAUUUAUUUAGCUUGACUCCGAGGGAUACUUAAUGAUAACAGUUGUGAGCAAAAAAAGUUCUCUGACAAUGGUCUAAAUGAUUUAGUAUGUAUGAACGUAACCUUUGGGCUAGGGCGUGACAAUUAGCCAUUUGAACUUUGUUAUGCACGAGUGGCUUUUAUUUAGCAAAAACACCAAUACAAAAACUUUAUUUUAAUAUCAAAAUUGAUAAACCUACAGACAUUAGAUUAAAAAAAAAGACCUACAGAUAUUAGAUAAAAAAAAAAAAAGAAAGACCAAAGUGAAAA
Molecule: messenger RNA, 2416 nt
Organism: Syngnathus typhle (broad-nosed pipefish)
Lineage: Eukaryota; Metazoa; Chordata; Actinopteri; Syngnathiformes; Syngnathidae
Gene: aldh3b1
Product: aldehyde dehydrogenase 3 family, member B1
Exons: 10
Coding region: 109-1515 (468 amino acids)
Biological process (GO): aldehyde metabolic process
Cellular component (GO): cytoplasm
Molecular function (GO): aldehyde dehydrogenase (NAD+) activity
Source: RefSeq, a predicted model, not a curated record